CUUUUCCAGACGAACGCGUGUCUGGCUUUGUCUUAAAGUGUCGACACUUCGAAGCGACCGUUUCCCUGUAACGUGUCGUGUCGAUUUCCGAAGCUAACGAAAGUAGAUUUUUCAAACCAUAGCUACUUUGAUUUUGAUUUCGAAAGAUUCUUUCUCUCUCUGUUUGGGUUUUUUGGAUUGGGUUUUUGGUCUUCCUGUGUUUCUGUUUUGGGCUGUUUGGGAGAUGGAGGAGCGGUAUGAGGCGUUGAAAGAACUUGGGUCGGGGAAUUUUGGAGUGGCGAGGUUGGUGAGAGAUAAGAAGACAAAGGAGCUGGUUGCUGUUAAGUACAUAGAGAGGGGGAAGAAGAUUGAUGAGAAUGUGCAGAGGGAAAUCAUCAAUCACAGGUCGUUGCGGCAUCCGAACAUUGUUCGGUUUAAGGAGGUAUUGUUAACACCAUCACAUCUAGCAAUUGUCAUGGAAUAUGCUGCUGGUGGUGAGCUCUUUGAGAAGAUUUGCAGUGCGGGCAGAUUCAGCGAGGAUGAGGCGAGAUACUUCUUUCAGCAGUUGCUAUCUGGAGUCAGCUACUGCCAUUCGAUGGAAAUUUGCCACAGGGACCUUAAACUGGAAAAUACGCUAUUGGAUGGGAGUCCCACACCACGCCUUAAAAUCUGCGACUUUGGUUACUCCAAGUCUGCUUUGUUGCAUUCACAACCCAAGUCAACAGUGGGAACACCAGCAUACAUCGCACCAGAGGUCCUAUCGAGGAAGGAGUAUGAUGGAAAGAUUUCAGAUGUUUGGUCAUGUGGCGUGACACUGUACGUCAUGUUGGUGGGAGCUUACCCGUUUGAAGAUCCAGAUGAUCCUAGAAAUUUUCGGAAGACGAUUGGAAGAAUAAUGAGUGUCCAAUACUCCAUACCCGACUACGUACGUGUAUCUGCAGAUUGCAGGCACCUUCUUUCACGCAUUUUUGUCGCCAACCCAUCGAAGAGGAUCACAAUCGCGGAGAUAAAAAACCAUCCUUGGUUUCUGAAGAACUUGCCCAGAGAGCUGGUUGAAGUUGAGAAAAACUACAAAGAUGCAGACCAUGACCGCCCGUCUCAAAGUGUCGAUGAAAUCAUGCAAAUCAUACAAGAGGCACGGACGCCUGCAGAAGGGUCCAAGGGCAGCGGGCAGGCUUCCAUGGGCGUGGCUGACCCCGAUGAAGUUGACACUGAUGCAGACACUGAAGAAGUUGAUAACAGUGGCGAUUUCGUGGCUCGAGUGUGACUCUGGAGUGCAUCUCAAAUACAUGAGUGUAUCUGUAGAAGCGUCUGUACAGAGCAUUAUAUUAUAAAUACACUGAUAGGAGUCUGUAUGGUUGUGUUUGGGAAGUCAUGUUUGGACAACAUUUCUAUUGGAAUUGGAUUGUGUUGGAAGGUAAAAUUCUACCUC
This is a messenger RNA of Magnolia sinica, 1411 nucleotides long. Its product is annotated as serine/threonine-protein kinase SAPK3-like. Lineage: Eukaryota; Viridiplantae; Streptophyta; Magnoliopsida; Magnoliales; Magnoliaceae. Gene Ontology annotation, molecular function: ATP binding; protein serine/threonine kinase activity. The record is from RefSeq and is a predicted model, not a curated record. Gene Ontology annotation, biological process: intracellular signal transduction; protein phosphorylation. Bases 224 to 1246 code for a protein of 340 amino acids. The transcript has 9 exons.